Molecule: messenger RNA, 1716 nt
Organism: Drosophila sulfurigaster albostrigata
Lineage: Eukaryota; Metazoa; Arthropoda; Insecta; Diptera; Drosophilidae
Gene: sni
Product: C-signal
Exons: 3
Coding region: 382-1125 (247 amino acids)
Source: RefSeq, a predicted model, not a curated record
CUGCCGUCGCCGGCCGCUGCUUGCUUUGCGCUUUGCUUUCAGCUCUUUUUGCUUCUUGUCUAAUACUAAUAAAAAGAAAAAGCGAAUACACGACGACGGCAACGUUUAGCGAUAAACGCGCAUUUAACGCACUUCACUCCAACCACAACCACAUCGACUCAUGCUCAAGGAGCAGACCAGCACAGUUAACAGUUAGCAAGUGUCAGUUGUAAAGCUUCCACUUUAACGUAACUUUUUUUUUAUGGUGUGUGCGUUCGCUCUGUGCUCAAUUACUUAAUCUCAAGUAUAAAUACACACACGAUUAGAUUUCGUGACGAAAUUCGAGUGUUAAAAAACUAGUGACAAUCACAACAAUUCAGUAGGAACGCAAACGGGAAUAGGAUGAAAUCGAUUUUGAUAACCGGCUGCAAUCGAGGCCUCGGCUUGGGCCUCGUCAAGGCGUUUAACUCGUUGCCGGAUCCGCCGCAGCAUCUUUUUACCACCUGCCGCAAUUUAGAGCAGGCCACAGAGCUUACUGAACUGGCCAAAAAGCAUUCGAACAUACAUGUGCUUGAGAUUGACUUAAAAAACUUUGACGACUAUGACAAACUGGUGGGUCAAAUUGCUGAUGUUACCAAAGAUGCUGGUCUCAAUGUGCUCUUCAACAAUGCUGGUGUUGCCACAAAGUCGGUGCGUCUUGGUGCCACCAAGCAGCAGGAUCUGCUCGACACGCUUCAGACGAACACUGUGGCGCCCAUAAUGCUGAGCAAGGCGUGCUUGCCGCUCUUGAAGAAGGCCUCGCAGGCCAAUGAGCAGCAAAAAAUGGGCGUGGGACGGGCGGCCAUCAUCAAUAUGAGCUCAAUACUUGGUUCGAUACAGUCGAAUGUGGAGGGCGGCAUGUAUGCGUAUCGCACUUCGAAGGCUGCCCUAAAUGCGGCCACCAAAUCGAUGAGUAUCGAUCUGCGUGACCAGAAGAUACUCUGCAUCAGCCUGCAUCCGGGUUGGGUGCGCACGGACAUGGGAGGUGGCAAUGCGCCUCUAGAUGUGACCACAAGCACCGACCAAAUCGUUGAGACUAUUUGCAAGUUGAAUGAGUCUCACAACGGUGGCUUCUAUCAAUACGAUGGUGCUCAACUGCCCUGGUAAGUGCAAAGCACACGUACUCAUCUAUGUAUGAAUGUACUGUAUGUAUGUAUAUACUAACUAUACAAAGUAUAUAUAUUUUUGUUGAAGCUUUGUAUAUUGUAUAUUUAGCUGGUGCUUAUUAAAAAAAAAAAAAAGAAGAAAUUCUAGAAAUCAGAAAUUUUGAUAUCGCCUCCUUGUCUAAGUCAAAGUGGUGGCUGCGGCUGUGGCUGCAGCGGUGGCUGAUCCAUUGGAUAUGCCACGCGUUUCCGCAGAUCUAGUCGGGGUCUUCGGGAGUUCAGAUUGCUGGCCGCUUCCGCAGAAAUUGGUGGCGGAUCGUUCCAGCCGGGUGUUAGUGAACCUAUUGAAAAGAGAAAUUCAAUUCGGUCUCUCAUACGUGGUGCAUGUGGCUUCGUCAAUCGAUUUACCUGGAAAGGCGCCAGUGGGUGCAAUGUUCUGGCCCAUUGGUGGUGGCGGCUGCAAUGGCUGUUGUGUUCCCGUUGGUGGAUGUGGCGCUUGCGUUGGCAGUUGGCUCAUUUUGUAGGUUUUUGCGAAAUUUAUAAUAUUGUUUACCUGUUUCAAAAUAUUGUGUCAGCUGUUUAGAGCGCCAGCCUG